AUGACCCUUGACAACAGCGUUACUAAGGAAGGUGAUACAUUUGACGAGGACCAUUAUAACAACAGCGAUACUAACGAUUCUAAGGAAGGUACUAAAUGUGACGAGGACCAUUAUAACAACAGUGAUACUAAUGAAGGUGAUGAAUGUGACGAGGACCAUUAUAACAACAGCGAUACUAAGGAAGGUGAUAAAUAUGACGAGGACUAUUAUAACAACAGCGAUACUGAGGAAGGUGAUAAAUGUGACGAGGACUAUUUUAACAACAGCGAUACUGAGGAAGGUGAUAAAAGUGACGAGGACCAUUAUUACAACAGCGAUACUAAGGACCAUUAUAACAACAGCGAUACUGAGGAAGGUGAUAAAUUUGAAGAGGACCAUUAUAAUAACAGCGAUACUAAGGAAGGUGAUAAAUAUGACGAGGACUAUUAUAACAACAGCGAUACUGCGGAAGGUUAUAAAUAUGACGAGGACCAUUAUAACAACAGCGAUACUGUGGAAGGUUAUAAAUAUGACGAGGACCAUUAUAACAACAGCGAUACUGUGGAAGGCGAUAAAUAUGACGAGGACUAUUAUAACAACAGCGAUAUUGAGGAAGGUGAUGAAUGUGACGAGGACUAUUUUAACAACAGCGGUACUGAGGAAGGUGAUCAAUGUGACGAGGACCAUUAUAAUAACAGCGAUACUAAGGAAGGUGAUAAAUAUGACGAGGACUAUUUUAACAACAGCGAUACUGAGGAAGGUGAUAAAUGUGACGAGGACCAUUAUAAUAACAGCGAUACUGUGGAAGCUGAUAGAUAUGACGAGGACUAUUAUAACAACGGCGAUACUGUGGAAGGUGAUAGAUAUGACGAGGACUUUUAUAACAACAGCGAUACUGUGGAAGGUGAUAGAUAUAACGAGGACUAUUAUAACAACAGCGAUACUAAGGAAGGUGAUCAAUGUGACGAGGACCAUUAUAAUAACAGCGAUACUGUGGAAGGUGAUAGAUAUGACGAGGACUAUUAUAACAACAGCGAUACUGAGGAAGGUGAUAAAUAUGACGAGGACUAUUUUAACAACAGCGAUACUGAGGAAAGUGAUAAAAGUGACGAGGACCCUUAUAACAACAGCGAUACUAAGGAAGGUAACAAAUAUGACGAGGACCAUUAUAACAUAGCUAUUUCCAUAGUAAUAUACAUAUCAAAAUACAGCGGUACUGAGGAAGGUGAUAAAUAUGACCAGGACUAUUAUAACAACAGCGAUACUGUGGAAGGUGAUAAAUAUGACAAGGACUAUUAUAACAACAGCGAUACUAAGGAAGGUGAUAAAUGUGACGAGGAGCAUUAUAACAACAGCGAUACUAACGAUACUAAGGAAGUUGAUAAAUGUGACGAGGAGCAUUAUAACAACAGCGAUACUGAGGAAGGUGAUAAAUAUGACGAGGACUAUUAUAACAACAGCGAUAUUGAGGAAGGUGAUGAAUGUGACGAGGACUAUUAUAACAACAGCGGUACUGAGGAAGGUGAUACAUGUGACGAGGACUAUUAUAACAACAGCGAUACUAAGGAAAGUGAUAAAUGUGACGAGGAGCAUUAUAACAACAUCGAUACUGAGGAAGGUGAUAAGUAUGACGAGGACUAUUAUAACAACAGCGAUACUGAGGAAGGUGAUUAA
Messenger RNA from Mizuhopecten yessoensis (Yesso scallop), 1653 nucleotides. Its product is annotated as protein PFC0760c-like. The transcript is spliced from 5 exons. The coding region runs from base 1 to 1653 and encodes 550 amino acids. The record is from RefSeq and is a predicted model, not a curated record. Lineage: Eukaryota; Metazoa; Mollusca; Bivalvia; Pectinida; Pectinidae.